AUGAUGGACCCUUCUUCCGGCUUCACACCCAAAAAAGCUCUUGCUAGCUGGAACCACGCCGAACUUUUACAGAACUACCGCGAACUUUACGCAGAGUACGACAAGUACACGAUGCUCGCUGCGCAGUUCGACAGCCCCAAAUUACCCUUCGGACGAGAGCGCGCGCUUCACAACCUAGUCAAUGCACGAGCGAAGGUGGAGCAUGAUAUCAAGAGACUUAAGAAGACGUACCAAGAAGAGCGUAUGAAACUAGCAUGUCAGAAUCUCGAUGCGAAGCUCCGCGAGGCACUCGAACAAAGUCGAGACACAUUGGCAGCUGUCUUGGAUGAAGAUCGCCGCCCUCCGCCUGACAAGCUCAUGAAGGAGAAGGCAGAGUUGCAGAACGAGAAGACUAACCUGUUGUUGCAGUUGCGAGACUUGUUGUACAGAUAUAAAGAGCUGCUGGAGAGUAGAAGAGAAGGAGAAAAGGAUUGUAAUAAUAGUAAUAUACAAGAGGUGGAAAGCGAACGGGACCUGCUUCGAGAAGACCUCGAUAUUGCUCGGGUGGAGUGUGAGAAGUUGAGACAAGAGGUAAAAUACCUUGAGAGUGCGCUGGGGGUAAACUGA
Alternaria arbusti is the source of this 606-nucleotide messenger RNA. RefSeq lists its product as uncharacterized. The record is from RefSeq and is a predicted model, not a curated record. The transcript has a single exon. NCBI's taxonomy places the organism in Eukaryota, Fungi, Ascomycota, Dothideomycetes, Pleosporales, Pleosporaceae. Bases 1 to 606 code for a protein of 201 amino acids.